This is a messenger RNA of Theileria annulata, 3735 nucleotides long. RefSeq names its product DNA-directed RNA polymerase iii, putative. Gene Ontology annotation, molecular function: ribonucleoside binding; DNA-directed RNA polymerase activity; DNA binding. Gene Ontology annotation, biological process: DNA-templated transcription. The record is from RefSeq and is a predicted model, not a curated record. Lineage: Eukaryota; Apicomplexa; Aconoidasida; Piroplasmida; Theileriidae. Gene Ontology annotation, cellular component: RNA polymerase III complex. The transcript is spliced from 4 exons. Bases 1 to 3735 code for a protein of 1244 amino acids.
AUGGGUAAAUCAAAAAAUGUUACCUUCAAGCAGCCCGAAUCCUCUGAUUCUAACGUUCAUAGAUAUGAAGUAUACGAACCAGUGAAGGAAAUAAAAGAUAAAUGGAAGAUUCUCCCAUGCUAUAUGGGAAUGAGAGGGAUAGCGCGACAACACAUAAACUCAUAUAACAAUUUUGUUCUACACGAAAUCAAGGAUAUCAUUAACGCACCCAGCAAUAAAGUAUUGAGGACGGAAUUAUACCCGAGCCUAUCAUUGGAAUUUGUUGAUAUUAAAAUAGGAAAACCAUUUUUCACAGAUCAUUCAAAGCAUGUCUUCAAGCUUACACCUCAACUGUGUAGAAUACGUGAUUUUACAUACAGCGCACCAAUAUUAGUUACAAUUGAUUAUUUUAGAGAUUACACAUUCACACGGAAGGAAAAUUUAGAGAUUGGAAGGAUACCAGUUAUGCUGCGUAGCUGUAUAUGUUUUCUGAGUAGUGAUUCAGAGUCACAAUCAGACGAGGAUUCCUUGGGGUCUUCUGAAUACAACCACCCUAAAAAAUCAACUAAAAACAAUUUUGAUAUUCCUGAUGGCUUGAGUAAGGAGGAUAGAGAAUCUUUCUACAAAUCGUAUAUGCUAGACGAGUGCCCAUAUGAUCCAGGCGGUUACUUUAUAAUAAAGGGAGUUGAGAAGGUUAUCUUAAUGCAAGAACAACUUUCUAAGAGUAGGAUAAUAGUCGAAAUGGACGUAAAGAAGAAUAUCUGCGCAACAGUGACGUCUGCAACGGCAGAGUCAAAAAGCAGAACCGCUGUGGUUUACAAAAACUCACAACUGUAUUUAAGGAUUAACAGCUUUACAGAUGAUGUACCACUGUGUAUAGUCUUCAAAGCGAUGGGAAUUGAAACAGAUCAUGAAAUAAUACAGUUGAUAUCAAACAGCUCAACUAAUUUUAAAAAAUCAAAAAAAUCAAAUCAGAGCUCAAACCUACCAAACGGAUUUGAUUAUAUUACAUUCCUGAAUGACCUGUAUAACGAGAACAUUAAUACUAGACUAGAUGCCCUAAUGUACAUAGGGAAGAAAAUAAGACCGAGAAUAUUGGGGAAAGGAUUUUUUAGCAGUAACAAGGAUAGGGCACCGAAAAGUAAGCAAAUGAUAAUUGAAGACACACACGAUAUAUUAAGUAGAGUGUUGCUCAGCCACAUUCCGAUGAGAGAUUGUAGAGAUUUCUCAGGCAAGAUUAAGACUUUGUCGCUAAUGGCACACAGAGUACUAAAUGUAGUAAAUAACGUAGAACCCCUGGAUGACAAGGAUCAUUAUGGGAAUAAAAGGUUGGAACUGGCGGGUCAGAUGAUUUCCAUACUUUUCGAGGAUUUUUAUAAAAAAUUCCUAAAUAACAUGAAAAAAUCAAUAGAAAGUAUCAUAGUCAAAUAUCUAGAGUCGAAUCCAAACCCAACGAAGGGAGAAAAUAGUAAUUUCCCAGAUAUAUUCGGUUUAAUGCCCACCGACAUUAUCACCAACGGAAUGCAAAAUGCAAUAGCAACAGGAAAUUGGAACAUUAAAAGGUUCAGAAUGGAAAAGACAGGAGUGUCCCAAGUUCUGUCAAGAUUAUCAUACAUAUCCUCAAUAGGAAUGAUGACAAAAACUGAUUCACAAUUUGAAAAGGGAAGAAAAGUAAGUGGACCAAGAGCAUUACAGCCAAGCCAAUUUGGAAUUCUAUGUCCAUGUGAUACUCCAGAAGGUGAAUCAUGCGGACUGGUAAAAAAUCUAAGUUUAAUGACACACGUGACAUCAGAUGUGCCAACCCCCGUGUUAGAAACUCUUUUGUUUACACUGGGAGUGGAACCAAUUGAUACACUAUCGAGCCAUGAUAUGUUUAACCCAUGGAAAGGAACUUCUGGAAAGUCAGAUAAUCGAAGAAAUUCCAGACUGGUGCUUCUAAAUGGGAUAUUGUUGGGGAUACACAGGAACGCAAACUUUUUGAUCAGUAGUAUAAUUAAACUUAGGAGAAAAGGCCUUAUCAACAUGUUCGUAUCAGUGUAUGAAAACUCACAACAAAAUCAAGUCCACAUAUCUUCUGAUGGAGGAAGACUAUGUCGGCCGCUGAUAGUAGUACAAAAUUCAGUGCCUAAAUUGACAGAUGAGCUGGUCCAACAACUAGUAGAAAAUAAAAUCAAAAUUGACUACUUGUUUAAUAAUGGAAUUUUGGAGUGGAUAGACGUUAACGAGGAGAAUAAUUUACUGAUAGUGAUGAGAGAAAGAGAUAUUACCAACCUGACAACGCACCUGGAAAUCAGUCCGAUGAGCAUAUUAGGAGUCGUGGCAGGUUUGAUACCGUUCCCGAACCAUAACCAGAGCCCAAGAAACACAUACCAAUGUGCCAUGGGAAAACAAAGUAUAGGUUCAAUAGGAUAUAACCAGUUACAAAGAUGUGAUACUGUGGUCCAUCUCAUGAACUAUACACAGCAACCACUGGUGACAACAAAGACAAUACAGCUGGUUAAUUUUGAUAAGCUUCCAGCAGGACAAAAUGCAAUAGUGGCGGUGAUGAGUUACCAAGGAUAUGAAAUUGAAGAUGCAAUCAUAUUAAACAAAGCAUCAAUAGACAGAGGAUUUGCAAGGUGUUAUACCCUGAGAAGGCUAACAUGUGAAAUCACCCCAGGUAAUGCUACAAGUAUUAAUGGCUACAACCCAAAUAAGUCACAAAAUAAAGACUCAGAUUCCACUAAUGAGUAUGUAAUUGGAGUUGGAGAACCAGUAAAACCAGGACAGGUCUUAAUUUCAACCAAAGCACCACCAACAGAUUUCACAACCAAUGGAUCUAUGAAUGGGAAGAAUGGAGAAAGUAAUCAGAGUUCAGGAACUAACGAGGAUAAGUAUAUAGUUAACAAGUAUGACCUGAACACAGGAGGAUAUAUUGAUAGGUUAAUCCUAACUGAAAAUUUCAACGGAAAUACAAUGUACAAGAUCAUGGUACGCCAAAGCAGACCGCCAGAAAUAGGAGACAAAUUUAGUAGCAGGCACGGACAGAAGGGAGUAGUGGGUUUAAUAGCCGAGCACGAAGAUAUGCCAUUCACAGAGUCUGGAAUAGUACCAGACCUCAUUAUGAACCCACACGGCUUCCCUUCAAGAAUGACGGUGGGAAAGCUGCUUGAACUGGUUGCCUCAAAAUCGUCAGUGUUUUCAGGAAAUUUUGUAGACUCAACUCCGUUUUCAAACUCAUACUCAGACAACUUAUGCAAUGACUUGAAUAAUACUAAAACAGAUAACAUGAGCGAUAUAUGUAAUAUUUUAAUUAAGAACGGCUUUCAUCCCAAAGGAAAGGAGAUUUUAUACUCAGGAAUUUCCGGGAAUCCAAUUAACACACUCAUAUUCAUUGGACCUAUUUAUUAUCAAAGGCUGAAACACAUGGUCACAGACAAGAUUCACGCCAGAGGCAGAGGACCAAGGCAGCCAAUAACAAGACAACCGACAGAAGGAAGAUCGAGAGAUGGAGGUCUGAGGUUAGGAGAAAUGGAAAGGGACUGUCUGAUAGCCUACGGCUCGUCAAAUCUUCUCAUCGAGAGAUUGAUGUUAUCGUCUGACGUUUUCAACAUAGAAAUUUGCACUUCCUGCGGAUUCAUGGGCUACAAUAACUUCUGCAAGUUCUGCCAAAACAACUCUCUGGCUCAAGUCUCGCUCCCGUAUGCCUGUAAAUUACUUUUCCAGGAACUUCAAGCGAUGAACAUCAGACCAUCGCUGAUAGUAAAAAAACAUUAA